AUGAGUGUUUAAAUACCUUAUAAUUAGAAUUCUUGCUUCAAGGAUAGGCAUAUCACUCCCAACAAUCUAUUUAAUCAGAUUGAGACAGACUUAAGAUUAAUUACAGAAAAAUGUACAAAAUAAAUAUAAAAAACAAAUUUAGUGCAUGAAAAAAUUAUGUAUAAUUAAGUAUUAGAUCACAUAAAUCAAAUGAUAUAGAAUAAUUCUGAGAAGCAUAUUUUAUUUAAAUAGAACCAUUUCUAGAUUAAUGAUAAUUACAAAUAAUAAUAGACAAAUAGCAAACUGGAUGUUUAAAUGAGUUAUUUUGUCACUUUCGUAUUCCAAUUUGAGACUAAAGAGGAAGAAUUUACACAUUAACUCAGUUUCAAAUAGCUCUACUUAUUUCUAUUAAAGGAAUACUCUGUUAUUAUAAAAUCAAUGUUUGUUAUUUUGGACUAACAGGAAAAUAUAAUAAAUCCUGAUGAUUGGGAUUAACCUUUUUUAUGCGGAAAUAAGGCUCAGUCUCUAUUCAUCAUAUAAUCUCUUUCAUAAUAUUUAAUGCCAUAAAAAUCAUAAAUAGCACCAAGAGAAUCACAAACAAGUGCUUAAUCACAAAAAACUUCAGAAGUCUUUUCACUUUUUAAAUCUUGUAAUCCUAUUUUUUAGGAUGUGAAAAAGGAAUCUAGAUUAUAUCAAAGUCAUUCAACAAUUCAAAAAUACAAUAGUUUGAUGAAUAGUAUAGCUUAUCGAUGCAAAUAUUGCAAUUAAGAGAUUUAAAAUCAAUAAAUUAUGUUGAAAUGUUACCAUAAUUAUCAUGAGGACUGUCUUACUUCAAUGUUAAAAUCAUAAAUUUAAUCAGGUUAACCCAUACUAAAUUGUUUAUGCAAUUACAAAAUACACAUAAAUGAGUUGGAUUUAUUGACAAAUUAUUUGAAAGAGAAUUUAUUUAAUAAUUAGAUUGAUACAAUUUAUUAGAGAUAAUAAGGAUAAUUUAUUAAGUGUAAAAAUUGUAAAUUCUUUUACAUGAAAACAUAAAAUAAAUCGCAAAUACGAUCAGCUUGCAUAAUGUGUUCAACUUGA
Paramecium octaurelia is the source of this 1059-nucleotide messenger RNA. Lineage: Eukaryota; Ciliophora; Oligohymenophorea; Peniculida; Parameciidae. The record is from the annotation of a GenBank genome assembly.